This is a messenger RNA of Trichoplax adhaerens, 1005 nucleotides long. RefSeq lists its product as uncharacterized. Lineage: Eukaryota; Metazoa; Placozoa; Uniplacotomia; Trichoplacea; Trichoplacidae. Gene Ontology annotation, molecular function: alpha-(1->6)-fucosyltransferase activity. The transcript has a single exon. Gene Ontology annotation, biological process: protein N-linked glycosylation. The annotation marks the transcript as partial. The record is from RefSeq and is a predicted model, not a curated record.
GAAAUGGUGCGAAAGCGUCUCGACUACAUACAAAAUCCUAAUAAUUGCUCUAUGGCUAAUAAAGUCAUAUGUGACAUUAAGAGAGGUGGUAUGGGCUCAACUGUCCAUCAUUGGGUAUUUUGCUUGAUGUACGCUUACUACACGAAUCGAACCAUGCUGAUAGAUAAAAGAGUAUGGGCGUAUUAUCGAAAUGUUACUGGUGUAGAUGGUGUCCAACAUUUCGAAGAUGUAUUCCAGCCUAUUUCUAAGUGUAAACUUUCCACUGAAGAUGCCAAAAAGGCUAUCAAAUGGACGAGUCGUAUUUAUGACAAAGACUUAGCUAAAAAUAAUUCUGAUAAGAUUCCACAGAUUAUAAGAUUGCAAAGAGUUGGGUUGCUAUAUCAAAAUUUUGGUAAAGCACCUGCAAUUUGCCGAUAUGGUAUGCCGAGAAAACUAUUUUACGAUGUUGUUCAAUAUAAAUGUGAUCCUGUAGCUUGGUGGAUAGGUGUUCUAGCCCAAUACAUAAUACAACCUAGUAGUGACUUAAAACAAUUGAUAGAUCAAUCUCGAAAAGAAUUCAAAUUUCAAUCACCUAUUGUUGGUCUACAUAUUAGGCGUUCUGAUAAAAAAACGGAGAACGAAAUAUUCGAUAUUGAUCGAUAUAUGAUUAAAGUGAAUGCAUAUUUUAAUGGUUUAUCUAAGCGCAAAAUCAUUAUUAAAAGACGAAUAUUUGUAGUUACUGAUGAACCAUGGCUUAUUGAUCGAUUAAUUACAAAGUAUCCACAUUAUGAAUUUAUUCAUCCUCCGGAAAAACAAUUAACAGCCGAUACCAAUACUACAAGAUAUUCUGCAAUUAAUUUAAGAUUUUUUCUUCGCGAUUUAUACCUGCUAGCCGAAUGUGAUCAUUUAGUUGUCACAAUGUCAUCUAACGUGGGUAGACUUGCAUACGAAUUACAUGAAGUUAUUUAUAGUCAAUCUCGAGGUCGACAUUUUGCAUCGCUUGAUUCAGAUUAUCAUGUUUUCGGA